UGCUUCGUGGGCACCCUCCCCCCCCGCGUCCUGCGGGCGGUGCUGGUGCGGGAGCAUGAAGGUGAAGGUGAUUUCCGUCCUGGAGGACAACUACAUGUACCUGGUCAUCGAGGAGAGCACCCGCGAUGCCAUCGCCGUGGAUGCUGCUGUGCCCAAAAGGUUGCUGGAAAUCAUCAGGAAGGAGGAUGUGGUGCUCAGAGCCAUCCUCACCACCCAUCACCACUGGGACCAUGCAAAGGGCAACGAGGAGCUAGCGAGGCUCUGCCCUGGCCUGCGCGUGUACGGUGCUGAUGAGCGGAUCGGGGCCCUGACGCACAAGGUGACCCACGAGCAGGAGCUGAUGUUUGGGGCCAUCCGGGUGAGGUGCCUCUUCACCCCCUGCCACACCUCAGGCCACGUGUGCUACUUCAUGUGGGAGGAUGGCUCUCCUGAUGCUCCAGCUCUAUUCUCAGGUGACACCCUGUUUGUGGGAGGCUGCGGGAAGUUCUUUGAGGGCACAGCAGAGCAGAUGUACACCAACCUCACCCAAAUCCUGGGGGUUCUGCCAGAGGAGACGAAGGUGUUCUGUGGCCAUGAAUACACCGUCCGGAACCUCAAGUUCGCCUUGAAAGUGGAACCAGAGAAUGAAAUAGUGAAGAAGAAGCUCGCAUGGGCCAAACAGCGGGAUGAUGAGGACUUGCCCACGGUGCCCUCCACGCUGCAGGAGGAGUUCCUCUACAACCCCUUCCUGCGGGUCACGGAAGAGGCUGUGCAGAAGUUCACGGGCAAGACGGACCCAGUGGAGGUGCUGAGGACCCUCCGCACCGAGAAGGACAACUUCAAGAAGCCCAAGGAGCGGCCCAACCCUCAGGCCAUGCUGGCGUUUGACUGGGGACUCUUCAGCCCCUUCCUGGAGAAGAAGUGAGCAGCUGUGGUACCACUGUCCCCAUCCUGGUGGGAGCUUCCCCUGGGCUGUGUCCCUCCGGCUCUCACUCCCAUCAGAUUCAGCACAUGGCAUAGGGAUGUGUAACACAACCACUGCCUUAUGGAAGCCAUCCAAACCACUGACCCUGUGCAAAGCAGCACCAGGUGGAGAUGAGGCCUGGAGGGAUGCGUGCUCCAACCCACUGGCUUCAGAAAACACUUCUCAAGGCAGGACAGCAUUCAGGCAGCAAACACCAAGGUGCUGCUCCCCAUCCAUUGCUGCUUCCCCCUCCAGGAUGAAAGCCUGGGAAGCUCUUGGCUGAAAGCUGCAUUUAUGUGGCCUUCUAUUCAGAACAAGAGCUGAGGAGCAGUGGGGUCCCUUGAGCCUCUUCACUUUGCAGCCUCUUCCUUCAGGUUGUGCAGAACCUACUGUGUUUUGGGUUUUAAGUGUGAGUGAUGUGCAGAGCUUGGUUUUAUGCAGGUGGUGGGAGGUGCAUUAUAAAGUAGUUUUAUUUUUGG
This is a messenger RNA of Neopsephotus bourkii (Bourke's parrot), 1422 nucleotides long. It is a transcript of the gene HAGHL, whose product is annotated as hydroxyacylglutathione hydrolase like. The transcript has 8 exons. The record is from RefSeq and is a predicted model, not a curated record. Gene Ontology annotation, molecular function: hydroxyacylglutathione hydrolase activity. The coding region runs from base 56 to 904 and encodes 282 amino acids. Lineage: Eukaryota; Metazoa; Chordata; Aves; Psittaciformes; Psittacidae.